CCAAGCCUCAUCAUAGGAUGUAAAACGGAAGGUCUGCCAACUGACAGGCUCAGUUGCCACGGGCGAGGAACAUGGCCUAUACGCAUUUUAAGGACAACUUUUGGAACUCGGACCCCACGGGCACAGUAGGGUAUGACGUCAUCAUACAGCAUCUUAAUGACGGAAGGCGCACUUGCAAGGAGGUGGAGGAGUUCAUGAAGGCGAGGGCAUCCAUUGAGGAUAAGUAUGCUAAAGAUCUUCUAGGUCUGUCCAGGAAGGUGUUUGGGCUCAACGAAAUGAACACAUUGAAGAGAUCCCUGGACAUGUUCAAAUUACAGAUCGAACACGUUGGACAAACUCAUCUGCAGUUGGCGCAGAAUAUGAGAGAUGAGGCCAAAAAACUAGAAGACUUCAGAGAAAGACAAAAGGACGCAAAGAAGAAGGUCGAAUUCCAGAUGGAUUCUCUCCACAAACAGAAAGUCUUGCAAUUCAGGAGAACAUUAGAGUCAAAAAAGGCCUAUGAGCAAAAGUGCCGAGACAAAGAAGAGGCCGAUCAGAAUGUCAACCGAAACGCCAACAACACAAGGAACAUCGAGAAGCUGCACUCAAAGGCCCUGCAAGCAAAACAAAACGCUGACGAAGCAGACAGGGUAUAUUUGCAGAACGUGACGUCGCUGGCAAAGAUAAGAAAUGAGUGGCUGAAUGAACAUGCCAAUGCCUGUGAGGUGUUUGAGGCCCAGGCCAAGGAGAGGAUCAACACUCUCCGCAACACUGUCUGGACCCACGUCAACCAGCUGUCUCAGCAGUGUGUGACCAGCGACGAGCUGUACGAGGAGGUGAGGAAGUCCUUGGAUCAGUGUGACAUAAAAGAAGACAUUGAAUAUUUUAUACAUCUCAGACGCACCGGAGAUAAACCACCAGCACCCGUUUUGUACGAGAACUUCUACAGCAGUGACAGAAAUCCAAACGCUGGCCAGUUCUCCAAAUCACCUCUUCCAAUCAACAGGCGGGCCACUUUACCUGAUCCGGGAACAGAUGAUGUGAUCUACUCAACGUUACAGGAACCAGGAUACAGUUUUAUCCAGUUCUAGGUUUGAAUGCUUUUGUUAAGGUUGUGUUGUGUGGCAAUGUAGAAGCCACCAUAUUCAAAACACAGAUAGCUCAAAUGCAAUGAUAUAAUAUGUCUAAACUGAGCAUAAGUUUGUUGAAAGUUAUUAAAAUGCAAUUUAAAACAUGUUACUAAGAAAAACAUUGAUUUAUGUACAUUGAGGAAAAUAAACGACUAGCCUACAAUAUAAGUUAUAAAGAUGUAAUAUCUUAAAAGGUCAUCGAUUGACAUGCAUGUGAUCUAAAUACAUGUUAUUCUAACUGCAUGUCUGUCUGCAAUAAAACAUAACA
Molecule: messenger RNA, 1377 nt
Organism: Gadus macrocephalus (Pacific cod)
Lineage: Eukaryota; Metazoa; Chordata; Actinopteri; Gadiformes; Gadidae
Gene: pstpip2
Product: proline-serine-threonine phosphatase interacting protein 2
Exons: 14
Coding region: 72-1070 (332 amino acids)
Biological process (GO): actin filament polymerization
Cellular component (GO): plasma membrane; cytoplasm; actin filament
Molecular function (GO): actin filament binding
Source: RefSeq, a predicted model, not a curated record